Oppia nitens is the source of this 1766-nucleotide messenger RNA. RefSeq names its product zinc finger CCCH domain-containing protein 18-like. Lineage: Eukaryota; Metazoa; Arthropoda; Arachnida; Sarcoptiformes; Oppiidae. The coding region runs from base 62 to 1717 and encodes 551 amino acids. The transcript has 4 exons. The record is from RefSeq and is a predicted model, not a curated record. Gene Ontology annotation, molecular function: metal ion binding.
CCAGACGAGUCGCGCGACAUCUGCUUCUUCAGUCAUUUCAACGCUUUUGUUGACAAAUUCAAUGUUUUUCUACGCAUUUCUUCUACACUUUGAGUCGAUAUUUGUGUACUGUUUCUAUAGUAACAGUUUGUUCUGUGUUUUGGACGCCAUUUGCGUCAUGUCUUUGAUCUGCGAAACGAUUGCUUCGGACGAAGAGUUAUCGCACGGAAAGACAGAUGAAGACGAACUCGACUUCGAUGAAGAGGUCAGAGAAGCAGACACUGGAGUGAAUGCGACGGAAGAGCGCACUGAAGAAGGAGAAUUGGAUGAAGACGACGACUUGGAGGAAGGCGAGGUCAAGGAGGACGACGAAGAGGAGGGCGAGGACAAGGCAGAGGCCGUCAAGGAGGCGGGCGGGCGCUCGACCAGUAUUUGUCGGUUUUACGGAAGAGGACAAUGCACGUGGGGCAACAACUGCCGAUUCGUCCAUCCGUCCGGAACUCUUGUGAAUCCAAUUAAUCCGCAAAUAAAUCACGUCUCAAAUCAACCAAUCAAACGACCGCCUCCUCCUCCACCACGAAGACCUGCACGCGAUUUCUAUUCGGCCGUAAAUGCCGUCAAUGCGGGCGUUGAGGGAGGCGUGGGAGGAGGGCCGGGAGUGGGCGGAGGAGAGAGUGCGUGGGAGAGGGGUUUGAAGCAAGCGAAGGAAAUGAUUGUUAGAUCCGCGAGACGUAAAGAACAAGAAACCGAUUUCGAAGACAAAAGAUUUCAUUUAGGAGUCGAAGAAGAGUCGGAAAUAAAUGCCGGAAAUGACGGACGCGAAGACGAAUACGAACGCAGAAGGAGACUGGCCUUCGAGUCGGCUCCGUGGAACAACGACGAACCCACCCAAGGAGCACCGCCGCCCGGACCGCCGCAAAGACGCAAAGAUCCGGAACAAUUCAGAGAUCCGUGGCGCAGAUCUACUACUCCACCCGUUGCCGGCAAUUGUCCUCCAAUACGACGAAGACCUGAACAGCAAAGACCGAAACAGAGAUCGGAUUCAAUGUCUUCUAUUUCGGGAUCGGAUUCGGGUUCAGAGUUUUCCGGAUCUUCUUCUGAAUUUUCUGAAUCCACAGAAGGAUCUGGAAGAUCUGGAGGAAGAAGAAGAUAUCGGAAAACAGAGGGCGAAAAGAAACCGAAACGAGGCUUAAGAGAAGCCAAACCCAGACCAGAAAAUACCGAAAAAUUCACCGAAAAUUGGGCCAAAACUCAGACCGACGUCCGGGACGACGACUACGAUUCGUGGAGCGAGAGUUUAAGUGAAUCCGAAGACUCUUCCGCUUCUUUUUGCUCCGAAUCAGACGCUUCAGGAGAAGCGCGCAUUCCCAAACGCGCCGAUGGACAUCCGCCUCCUCCGAAGCGAGCAAAAGUUCAAACACAACGACCCGACGGCCCGAAAAAGUCGCCGAUAAAAAUGACUUUUAUGAAAAAGCACCCGAACCUCAAGAAGGACAUCGGAGCGACGGUUGCGCAGAAACUAAACGGCGGCCGUGAAGUGUCUCCCGAAGGCCCGAUACCGGACGACGACCGCAUUUCCACGAAAACGGCGUCUCCUUUGGCUUCAGAACCGACUUCUCCUCCGCCGCCGCGUGAUUCCAAGUCUUUGAUGGCAACAGUUUCGCGCAGAGAAGAGCUUUUACAGCAAUUGAAAGCCGUUGAGGACGCGAUCGCCAGAAAGCGGUCGAAAAUCAAUUGAUUUUCAUUUAAUAAUACUUUUCAUUCAUUUCUAUAAUAAAUGUUUUCAC